UACAGGCAGGAGGAGGAGUAGGCAGACAGGAAAAGGAAGUGAUGAAAGAGUGAGUGAAAAGCAGAGGAGAAGAGAAGCUUUGUGUGAGUCCGUGUGACAAAGACCAAAGCUAAGGAUACACAAGCCAGUGAGACUGUUUUUUGCACCAAGUGUGGGUAACAAUGAGUGUGGAAACAUCUGGCACUUCGGCAGAAUCUGAAGCCAGAGAGAGUAGCAGAAAGAGGAAGAGUUCAAAACCUAAAAAAGCAACUGGAGGAAUAAGGCGACCUCUCCAAAAAAUAGAUGACUCCAACAAAGAGGUCUUGGCUAAUAGCAGGGAGCUGCAGGAAGAUUCCUCGAAAAAAGCAGGAAAUCAAGAUGCUUCUCCACAAAAAAAUCAGCAGCAUCAAAACAGAGCGAGAGGAAGGCCAAAGGGCAGCACCAAUAAAUACCCAUCCUGGGUGGCUUUACUGGCUGCAGCUCAGCCCGACAGAGAGAACGAACAAAAACGCCCAAGAGGUAGACCCAAAGGAAGCCUCAACAAGAAUCCAUCAAGGUCUGCUCUGAAAGCACUGCAGCAAGAAGCAUCUGGGGAGGAGAAGAGGGGACGAGGGAGGCCAAAAAAAAUCGUAGACCCCAAUUGUAUAGUCACUCCGAAAAAAGGAAGAGGGAGACCAAAAGGAAGUUUAAACAAAAUUCAGUCAAUCAAAAAGAAAAUAGAGCGCACUGGGAUACGUAAGAGAGGGCGUCCCAGUCUGUCUAAACGACCAAGAGGACGACCAAAGUUGUCAGCGAUAUCAGGAGAUCAGACUACUAGUGAGGCCAGACUCGAUGAAAGUUCUGCUGACCUAAACCAGUCGAAAUCGGGGGAGGCUGUCAAAAAGGGGAGGGGGAGACCAAAGAAAUUGUCUCCCGAAGACUUUGAACCGGUUUUAAAAAAAGCAAAGCACAGCGGCAUUGGCCGUAAAAGCUCACAACAGAUGAAAAGUUCAGACCAGAAUGAUGAUGAAGAUGUGGAAGACGAUAUAAAUUAAAAUGACUUAUUCUGCGUUAUUCUUCUCAUAGUUUCCUGAACCAGUUUACCAAUACGUUUUAAACAAAAAGAAAAAUCCGUACUGCUUUCGCAACACCAAAAAAGAACGGAAAAAUUGAAAGAGUAAUGCGAUUACAUCAAAAACAUAAAUUUUUCAAAUGUAAUUGAUGUUUUUACCGCUUUUUCAUUCACAAUAGGUAGAUGACAUAUUUCUGGUUCAUAAUGCUUUAUCGUAUGUUUUAUUUUUUGUUGUAAAAAAAAAAAAAAAGUUUUAUGAUCUAUACAAAUGUGAACUAUUGGGUGUAUUGUAUUUUUUUUUUAUCAUAUGUGAACAAAAAUAAAAAUGUUUUCGAUAUAAAUAAGCACUGAUGAUAUGGAAAAACAAGAUACCAAUAAAGGGUGAUCAGUGAUACAUAA
This is a messenger RNA of Bombina bombina (fire-bellied toad), 1429 nucleotides long. RefSeq lists its product as uncharacterized. Lineage: Eukaryota; Metazoa; Chordata; Amphibia; Anura; Bombinatoridae. The transcript has 8 exons. The coding region runs from base 162 to 1013 and encodes 283 amino acids. Gene Ontology annotation, biological process: regulation of DNA-templated transcription. Gene Ontology annotation, cellular component: chromatin; nucleus. Gene Ontology annotation, molecular function: transcription coregulator activity; DNA binding. The record is from RefSeq and is a predicted model, not a curated record.